AAAACAAACAAACGCACGAGCAGUUUAAGGUCAUGCCAACAACUCCCCCUUCCCAAAACGGUUAAACCUAACCUCCUUCUUCCCCCUUCAUAAACCCCCUCAACCGUUUCAAUAACAACAAAACUCAAAUGCCAGAAACACUUGUUAACAGCGGUCGCAACAGCGGCGGUAGCGGGUGCAAGAUCAAGGGUUCGUGGAGCCCGAACGAAGACGCUACACUCAUCAAAAUGGUGGAACAACAUGGGCCCAGAAACUGGUCCCUCAUUAGCUCGUGUAUACCGGGCCGGUCCGGGAAGUCUUGUCGUCUACGUUGGUGUAACCAGCUCAGCCCGGACGUUGAACACCGCCCGUUUACUCGUGAAGAGGAUGAUGUCAUUGUUCGGGCUCAUGCUAUCCAUGGUAACAAGUGGUCUACUAUUUCUAGACUCCUUCAUGGGCGUACGGAUAACGCGAUUAAAAACCAUUGGAAUUCCACUCUUCGGCGACGGGGAGUUGCGAAGAAUGGUUCGCCUGGAUUAAACGGGUCAAAUGGGUCAAACGGGCCAAACGGGUCAAACGGGCCAAACGGGUCAAAUGGGACAAACAACAGUGUUAUGAAACGCCCGUUUGUUGAUGGGACGAGCGAGUCGACUCAGUCGGACCCGGGGCUGAAAAGGAAGUGUUUAGAAACCUCGGUUGAGCCCAAACCGGUUAGUUGUGACGGGCCAGCGACGGUGCUUACGCUUUUUCCACCCGGGGAGAUGAAGGCGGUUGGAGAAGUAACGGAAAAGAAUGAGGGGGGUGAUGACGUGGAGGAUAAAUCGACGGUGGAGAUUGAAAAUACGUAUUUGGUGACGAUCAUGAAGCGUAUGAUAGCGGAAGAAGUUAGGAUUUACUUUAAUGAAAUGAGGGGCAAAGAAGAGGUUGGGCUUGCAUCUGGGCCUGGGUUACAGGCUUGGGCCCAAAAGAGUGAGCAAGUCCAAAGUUUAGCCCGAGAAGAUUAGCAGCAAUGUAUUUUGAUUUUAUUUCGAA
Molecule: messenger RNA, 1011 nt
Organism: Helianthus annuus (common sunflower)
Lineage: Eukaryota; Viridiplantae; Streptophyta; Magnoliopsida; Asterales; Asteraceae
Product: transcription factor MYB73
Exons: 1
Coding region: 129-983 (284 amino acids)
Biological process (GO): regulation of DNA-templated transcription
Cellular component (GO): nucleus
Molecular function (GO): RNA polymerase II cis-regulatory region sequence-specific DNA binding; DNA-binding transcription factor activity, RNA polymerase II-specific
Source: RefSeq, a predicted model, not a curated record